AGAACUUUUUGUUUGCGGAGCAGGUUUUGGGAGCGAGGACCAGGAGGUGAACUCUGUCUAAUCUCAGUCCUGUUUAGCUCUGACCUGGAACACUGCAAACAUGCUGCUGAGGAGCUUCUGCUUCAUUUCCACUCUGCUUUGGACCCUCCACGCUGCUGAAGUGUUUGUUGGGAAACACCAAGCCGCCUCGGUGCUGCGCCGAUGGAGGAGAGCCAACAGCGGCUUCCUGGAGGAGCUGAAGCAGGGGAACCUGGAGAGGGAAUGCGUGGAGGAGAUCUGUGACUACGAGGAGGCGCGGGAGGUGUUUGAGGACGAUCAGCAGACGAGGGAGUUCUGGAGAAAUUAUGCCAAAAGGGACCCCUGCCUGGAGAACCCCUGCCACAAUAACGGGACGUGUCUUUAUGUGGGAAACUCCUAUGAAUGUCAGUGUCUGGAGGGAUACGAGGGCCGGUACUGUCAGACAGUUUUUGAAGACACGCUGGGAUGUCUGUAUCAGAACGGUCACUGUGAGCAUUUCUGCGAUGGUUCUGGAGUUCGACGCAGAUGUUUCUGUGCUGAUGGCUACCAGCUGGCAGAUGAUGGGAAACAAUGUAUUUCUAAAGUGGAGUUUCCCUGUGGGCAGCUGCCCUCCUCACAGGAUGGACUUAACCAGAGCACCCAGGUUCAGACCAGGCUGGUGGGAGCUAAUCAAUGCAGCCCUGGAGACUGUCCCUGGCAGGUCCUGCUUCAACUGGAUGGACGCAGCCACUGCGGUGGAGCUCUAAUCCACCCGGACUGGGUCAUCACUGCUGCCCACUGCGUCCAUAAGACGGCCCCCUGGAACCUCACUGUGGUGGCAGGUGAACAUAACCUGGACGUGAAGGACAACAAAGAGCAGCAGAUAGCCGUAACCAUGGUGAUACCCCAUUCAAACUACAACCCAGGGACGGGCGACAGCGACAUCGCCUUGGUCCGGUUGAACCAGUCCGUGGCUCUGGGUCGAUUCGUCAUCCCCAUCUGCCUUCCCACCAAAGACUUUGCAGAACGGGAACUCCUGCCGGUCCGCUACCACACCGUGUCCGGCUGGGGCAAGAGGACGACCGGUGGGAACGUCUACGCCUCUUCCGGCCGCCCACUCUCCCCCAUCCUCCGCCAGAUGAACGUCCCCAUCAUCCAGAACUCCCAGUGCUCCCUGAAAUCCCAGUUCAACUUCACAGACAACAUGCUGUGUGCCGGAUAUCUGGACGGAGGCCUGGAGAGCUGCAGAGGCGACGACGGCGGCCCGCUGGUGACGGAGUACGGCUCCACCCACUUCCUGACGGGUGUGGUGGCCUGGGGCCGCGGCUGCCCCCACCCGGGAUAUUACGGGGUUUACACCAAGGUGGCCAUGUUUGUGGACUGGGUGGAGAAAACCAUGAAGAACCCGCCCAGACUGCAGGAGGCAGGAUCUGGACCCAGUCUGGAGCAAAUAGCGGUCUUCAGAACACUGAAGGUCCUCCAGCUGAGCUCCGCUCCAACUGGAACCAUGUUUUGGACUCUAGGGCCAACCCUGGGCCUGGUUCUGCUGCUCCACCUCACUGCUGCUCACGUGUUCCUGGAUGGCAGGAAGGCCAACGAGGUUCUGACCAGACUGAGGCGGGCCAACAGCUUUAUGGAGGAGUUUAAACAAGGCAACAUGGAGAGGGAGUGCAACGAGGAGCGCUGCAGCUGGGAGGAGGCGCGGGAGAUCUUUGAAGAUAAGCAGAAAACUGACGAGUUCUGGGCCAAAUAUGUCGAUGGUGACGCCUGCGAGUCCAUCCCAUGUGCUCAUGGGGGGCACUGCAAGGACACGAUCGGAGGCUACACCUGCUACUGCAAGGAGGGAUACAAGGGCUUCAACUGUGAGAUCGUGAUCCCCAAGCUGUGCGAGAACGAGAACGGCGGCUGUGAGCAUUUCUGCCGGAUCACCAACAGGAACGUCGAGUGCUCCUGUGCCGACGGAUAUUUCCUGGCUGCCGAUCAGAAGUCCUGCGAAUCCCAUGAGAGGUUUAAAUGUGGCGCCAUCGUCACCAACAAGGUCCGCUCCCUUCUGGGCUCCGUGGAAGAGACCAAAGAGGAAAUGACAAACCUGAAGCUGAACACCAGCGCCAACUCCACAUCACCGCAGAACUCCGACUCUGCUGAUCUGUUCUCGUCUGGAAACAUCAGCAGUCAGAUCCCGCCCUCUAACACGCUCUGGGACAGCGGCGUCACCAGCGACAUGGCGGCAAACGUCCGCAUUGUGGGCGGAGAGAACUGUCCGCCAGGAGAAUGUCCAUGGCAGGCUCUGCUGAUUAACGAAGACGACGUGGGCUUCUGUGGGGGAACCAUCCUGACCGAGUACAUCAUCCUGACGGCCGCCCACUGCAUGAACCAAUCACGAUACUUCGUCGUCAAACUCGGUGAAUACAACACAAUUGAAUCCAGUGAGAAUGAAGUAACACAUCAUGUGGAAAUCAUCGUCUCCCACAACAAGUACAGCCCGGACACCUACCACAAUGACAUCGCGCUCAUCAAGCUGGCCGAGCCCAUCACGUUCACCAGGUUCAUCCUUCCAGCCUGCAUACCGGAGGCAGACUUUGCAGAGAAUGUCCUAAUGCGCCAGGCAGACGGUCUAGUCAGCGGCUUUGGACGUCUUGGCGAGGGUCAAGAGACAUCCACCAUCUUACAGCGUCUCUCUGUCCCCUACGUGGAUCGGAACGUCUGCAUGGAAUCCACCCAGCUGCGCAUCACCAUGCGCAUGUUUUGCGCCGGCUACGACACAAUCACCAAGGAUGCCUGCCAGGGCGACAGCGGCGGGCCGCACGUCACGCGUUACCGUGACACCUACUUCAUCACUGGCAUCGUGAGCUGGGGGGAAGGGUGCGCUCGCAAAGGGAAAUAUGGCGUCUAUACGCAAGUGUCGACGUACAUCCGCUGGAUCCGACAGGGAAUCAGGAGGUUGACAGCCGCUCAGGGCAGCAGGAAGAAGAGGGACGGUGGUUCCAUCAGACGGUUGUUCCUGUACCUGAGGUUAAAGCGGUCCAACAUGUCCGCCUCUUGGCUCGCCGUCUGCCUUCUGGGAGGUUUUCUCCUUCAGGUGUUCAGCCAUGAGAACGUAAAUCCAGGGCUCUGUGAGAAUGAAAACGGUGGCUGCGAACAUUUCUGCCAUGUUGUGGAAGGGAACGUCGAGUGUGGCUGUGCUGAUGGGUACUUCCUGGCACCGGACAACCAGUCCUGCAGCUCUAACGAGACUUUCAGAUGUGGCGCCAUCAUCACCGGCAGAGUCCAAACUCAGAAUGGAACCGUAGAGGGGAACUCCAGAGAGGAUCAGCUGGUCCUCCAGAGCAAUGCAAGCAGGCUGGAUGAGACCGUCAGGGGAGAGGACUGUCCACCGGGACAAUGUCCAUGGCAGGCUCUGCUGGUGAAUCAGAACGGCGUGGGCUUCUGUGGGGGAACCAUCCUGACCGAGUACAUCAUCCUGACCGCCGCUCAAUGCCUGACCCAAGCCCGGUACCUCACCGUCAGCCUCGGUGUCUACAACUCGUCUCACAGUGGAGGUGACCAAGCUUCCCAUGUGGUGGACGUCUCGGUCAGUCACCAUGGUUACAGCCCACAGACGCUCUUCAACGACCUGGCUCUGAUAAAGCUGGCCACGCCCAUCAGGUUCUCCAGGUACAUCCUGCCGGCCUGCAUACCGGAGCCGGACUUCAUGGAGAAGGUUCUGAUGCGGCAGCAGGCGGGGCUGGUCAGCGGUUUUGGACAUCUGGGUGAGGGUCAGCCGUCCGCCAUCCUACGGCGCCUCUCCGUCCCCUACGUGGAUCCAGAUGCCUGCAUGCAGUCCACCCAGCUGCCCGUCUCUUUGCGGAUGUUCUGCGCAGGCUACGACCGGAUGGAGGAUUCCUUUCAGGGCGACGCCGGCGGGCCGCACGUCACCCAUUACCAUGACACCUUCUUCAUCACCGGCAUCAGGAGCUGGGGCAAAGGUCACGCACGAAAGGGGAAAUACGGCGUCUACACUAAAGUAUCUAAAUACAUCAAGUGGAUCAGAGAGGGGAUCAAGAAGCUGACGCCUGUGAGCCCAGUAUAAACACCCAGUAAACCCAGUAAUCAGGGAUUUAAGCUCAGAGAAGCUGGAACGAACCAUCCUCAUUGAGUCCCUCAGGUUCGACUGUUUGGGCCCCUGAUCAUCCAGGUUUGGUUCGGUCUGACAUCAAUCAUCAAAGGAAAAAAUCUACUGACUAGCAUUAAAUUUAGCUACAGAACUGAUCCUGUUUAACACGUCUGGAGAAUAAAGUGGCUGUUCUUUAAUUCUCAUUUCUAUGUUUACGUUUGAUUUGAUCUGAAUGUAACUGAAA
Cyprinodon tularosa is the source of this 4334-nucleotide messenger RNA. RefSeq lists its product as uncharacterized. Gene Ontology annotation, molecular function: serine-type endopeptidase activity; calcium ion binding. Gene Ontology annotation, biological process: proteolysis. The transcript has 23 exons. The record is from RefSeq and is a predicted model, not a curated record. Gene Ontology annotation, cellular component: extracellular region. The coding region runs from base 101 to 4066 and encodes 1321 amino acids. Lineage: Eukaryota; Metazoa; Chordata; Actinopteri; Cyprinodontiformes; Cyprinodontidae.